UUGGAGAUCCGGGGGGCCCUGCAAGAUGAAGAGGGUCCGCACUGUCUUCAAACCAGAGCAGCUGGAGCGGCUGGAGCAAGAGUUCCUCAAGCAGCAAUACAUGGUGGGCACCGAGCGAGUAGACCUGGCUGCAACUCUGCAUCUCACAGAGACUCAGGUGAAAGUCUGGUUCCAGAACCGGAGGAUCAAAUGGAGGAAGCAGAGCAUGGAGCAGAAGGCGGCAAAGCUGUCACAGUUUGGGGUGAUACGGCCUGCCACCGCGGACUCGACAGACAUCAAGGACCACGAGGAGGACACCGUGGAUGUUGAGCUUUGA
Phalacrocorax carbo (great cormorant) is the source of this 316-nucleotide messenger RNA. NCBI's taxonomy places the organism in Eukaryota, Metazoa, Chordata, Aves, Suliformes, Phalacrocoracidae. The record is from RefSeq and is a predicted model, not a curated record.